AAGAGGAAGAAAGAGAACCAUCCUCGGGAGGAAACCACGCGCGAAUUCGCCAGCAAGGAGUUCGGGACGUUUAGAGUUUCUUCGGUCCAGGUCGAGGCGGUGCGGCCGGUCCAGAAGCGAGCAGUAUGCAUUCGGACUGCAGGCUGCUAUGGGCAGAGCGGUAAUGGUGGGCAGGGGACCGACAGGGGCCGGGGUUCUCGUCCUGUCGAUUCUCAUCAUUCUCACCGAGGAGGGCUGUCGAGCUCAGAAAGGAGAUGGCUGUGGCCCCAGCGUGCUGGGCCCCAGCAGCGGGACCCUGUCCUCCCUGGGCUACCCCAGGACCUAUCCCAACCACUCGGUGUGCGAGUGGGAGAUCAGCGUGCCCCGCGGGGAGAGGAUCCACUUCCGGUUCGCCUCGCUGGACUUGGAAGACAGCGACUGCCAGGUCAACUACCUCCGGCUCUACAACGGCGUCGGAUCCAACCGGAGCGAGAUGGUGAAGUACUGCGGUCUGGGCCUGAAGGUGGAUGAGCUGAUCCAGUCCUCGGGCCACCAGGUCACCGUCCAGUUCAUGAGCGGGACGCACCAAACGGGACGGGGGUUCUACCUGUCCUACUCCACCAGCGAGCACGCAGAUCUAAUCACCUGCCUGGAUAAAGGAACUGAUUUCCCCGAGGCAGAAUUCAGCAAAUACUGUCCUGCGGGCUGUUUGACGUCUACUGAGGAGAUUUCCGGCACCAUCCCCAACGGCUACAGAGAGUCCUCUCCUCUGUGUGUGGCCGCCGUCCACGCAGGCGUGGUGUCCAACGCCGCGGGGGGCAGGAUCAGCGUGGUCAGCAGCAAAGGCAUCCACCACUACGACGGCACACUGGCCAACAAUGUCACUUCCACUGGAGGAACUUUGUCAAACAGCCUCUUCACUUUCAAGACAAACGGCUGCUACGGGACGCUGGGCCUGGAGUCCGGCGGCGUGGCCGACACUCAGCUCAGCGCCUCCUCCGCCUGGGACUGGGGCGGCGCGUGGGGGGCGGCGGGGGCCCGGCUCAAACAGGCCGGGCGUCCCUGGGCGGCCUCGCAGAGCGACCUGCACCAGUGGCUGCAGGUGGACCUCAAGAAGGAGAAGAGGAUCACAGGCAUCAUCACCACAGGCUCUACCCUGUGGGAUUACCAGUACUACGUCUCCGCCUACCGCGUUCUGCACAGCACCGACGGCAGGCGGUGGCACGUCUACAGGGAGGCAAACUCCACCCAAGACAAGGUUUUCCAAGGUAACACCAACUACUUGGAUGAGGUGAGGAACAACUUCAUUCCUCCGAUCGAGGCCCGGCUGGUGCGGAUCAAUCCCCUCUCCUGGCACCAGAGAAUGUCCCUGAAGCUGGAGCUGCUCGGCUGCCAGCUGCCAGCAGUCAAACGCAGGACGGGGCUGGGGCCGAGGACCACCAUGGUCCAGCAGUCCCCGCGCCCCGCCGGCACCAGGCCCCCACCCCACCUCAGCCAGACCACGCACCCCCCAGACAUCCGGAACACCACCAUGCCCCCCCACAGCGACCAAGGGGUGAAGCUGGCAGCAGUUCUGGUGCCCGUGCUGAUCAUGGUUCCCACAGCUCUGAUCCUCACCGCCAUUUGUGCCUGGCACUGUAGGAACAAGAAGAAGAGCUCGGAGGGGGCGUACGACCUCCCUCACUGGGACCGCACCGACUGGUGGAAGAGCAUGAAGCAGCUGCUGCCCUCCAAGAUGGUGGAGGCGGAGGACCCGGUCAGGUACAGCCGCAGCGAGGUGGGACGCCUGGCGGGGAGAGGCGCCGUGCCCAGCCUGCACACCCAGCCCGCAGAGUACGCCGAGCCCCUGGUGAGCGGCAUGACCACGUUGGGCGCGAGGUCCACCUUCAAACCGGACGAGGGGCCGAGCCCGGGCUACGACGCCCCCAUCUCGCCGGACGUGUACCACGCCUACGCCGAGCCGCUGCCGUCCUCGGGGUCGGAGUACGCCACCCCCAUCGUGGUGGACAUGGGCUGCCACCCCGCCGCCCUGAGCCAGCCCGCCGCCGCCUGCGGUUUUCUGAGCGCCGGGUCAAGCGACAACGGCCGCCCGGGGAGGCUGGCGUACGACACGCCCAAGAACGCCACUGGACAGGCCACGCCCACACAGGACCUGACCUAUCAGCACAGCCCGGAGGACAGAGACAUGGAGGGUUGUGGGGCGAGGCGUGAAGUCUUGAACGAACUCUGCCUCAGCUUUAGAUUCGUCCGGAGACGUCCGCGUCGCCCCGAACGUUUCGGCAAAAAAAAAGGCCACCAAACCGCUCUUGCAAUCCCGUUACAGUCCUAUCACUGA
This is a messenger RNA of Menidia menidia (Atlantic silverside), 2314 nucleotides long. Lineage: Eukaryota; Metazoa; Chordata; Actinopteri; Atheriniformes; Atherinopsidae. The record is from the annotation of a GenBank genome assembly.